AUGGUAGUGUGUGCUGUCCUGGCCGUCGCGGCUGCCCAGUACGCCCAGCCCUACAGCGGCCCGGCCUACUCGGUACAACCGGACGUCCGCACAUACUGGACCAACCUGGCCGCCCCCUAUACCAGAUACGCUGCUGCCCUCUAUAACGGCUUCGCUGCCAACUCGGCCGGCCGUUACGUGGACCUCAAUGGUGUGAAACAGACGGUCGACUACGUUGUGGACGAGUCCGGCUACCGCGUGUCUGGCACCAACCUGCCGGCGGCUGCCGUCACCGACGUGAAGACGCUCGCUAAGACUAAGAGCGGCUGCCGCAAGAAACGCAGCGCCCUGCUGAUCAGCGAUACCCCUAACGUGGCCGCCGCCAAGGCUGAGCACGCCCGCCUGUACAACGAAGCUGCUCUCCGUGUCUACCCUCAGACGCGGUCUCCCCUCGACCUCUAG
Pollicipes pollicipes is the source of this 441-nucleotide messenger RNA. RefSeq lists its product as uncharacterized. Lineage: Eukaryota; Metazoa; Arthropoda; Thecostraca; Pollicipedomorpha; Pollicipedidae. The coding region runs from base 1 to 441 and encodes 146 amino acids. The transcript has 3 exons. The record is from RefSeq and is a predicted model, not a curated record.